AUUAAGCUAUACCAUGUGAUCCGAUCCGGACAUUGAAAGUCAAUUCCCGAAGCAUCAAGAUAUAUACAGAUUAUCAUUAACAUCCGGGCACUGAACAUUGGAUGGCCAAAGAAUCCUAAAAGGUGAUCAUAUGAGCUAGCGAUUAAUUGAAGAUAUAAAGUAUAGGAGAUCAGAGAUCUGGACCCAACCACAAGAUCCCAUCUGUAUUUUGUCAAGUAUUUGCCAACCCAUCCACCGUAUGGAUACCUGGUAAGUAUCGAUUUCACUGGUAAAUUUGAACUCAAAACACAAUGCCUUGCAUCCUCUUCUCUUCUAUAUAGACAGAACCCACCCACUACUCCAAUUCAUCAAAACCAGUAACCAUGCCUUGCAACCUUUUCUCUUCUUGCUAUUCCACGCUCCUCUUUUCCAUCAUUCUCUUCUUUUCUCUGUCUUCUGCACAAGAUCCCUCCUUGGCUCCUGUGACACCGGAAAAUGCUUGUAACUCCACCCCUUAUCCUGACUUCUGCAAAUCCGUGCUCCCUCGCAAUGGGUCUGCCAAUAUUUAUGACUAUGGCCGCUUUUCAGUUCGUCAGUCUCUCUCUGCAGCAACACAGAUUUCAACUUUGAUUAAUCAGUAUCUCGGAUCCUUGCUGCCAUUAUCAACCACUGUCCUUGAAGUGCUCAAAGAUUGUCAGCUCCUUGCAGAUCUAAAUGUCGAUUUCUUACUAAGCUCCGCUAAUAGUCUCAGUUCUACCAAGCCUCUCCUCAGCUUGCAGGUUAAUGAUGUCCAAACCUUUCUUAGCGCUACACUGACUAAUCAACAGACUUGUUUGGAUGAACUUCAGACAUUCGCAUCAGCUUGGAGCGCCAAGAUUGGAAUUUAUACCCCUCUCUCCAAUGGAAUUAAACUGUACAGCGUCUCUCUAGCACUGUUUACUCGUGGUUGGGUUCAUAAAAACGGCAAAGUUAAGGGGAGAAAGCUCAUGUUCGACGACCAGGAAAUGGGUCAACAUGGUCGCCUACCAUUGAUAAUGUCAAGCCACAACCGCCACAUCUACGAUGUUAGCAGAAGGAAGCUUCUUCAGACAACUACGCCAGAUGUCUUAGUGAGAGACGUGGUAGUCGUGAGCCAAGAUGGAAGUGGAAAUUUCACAAGCAUCAACGAUGCCAUCGCCGCAGCUCCCACCAACACUAAAGCAAACAAGGGCUACUUCUUGAUUUAUGUAGUCGCCGGAAUCUACGAAGAGUACGUAACCAUUGCUAAAAAUAAGAAGAAUUUGAUGAUAAUAGGAGACGGUAUUGACCAGACCGUGAUCACAGGCGACCGAGGUGUGGUUGAUGGUUGGACUACAUUCAAUUCUGCAACACUGGCUGUAGUUGGACAGGGGUUCGUCGCUGUAAAUAUAACGGUUCGCAACACUGCAGGAGCAAUCAAGCACCAGGCAGUGGCGGUUCGGAAUGGAGCAGACAUGUCGACCUUCUACAGUUGCAGCUUCGAAGGCUACCAGGAUACCUUGUACACCCAUUCCCUCAGGCAGUUCUACAGGGAAUGUGAUAUAUAUGGAACUGUGGACUUCGUAUUCGGAAAUGCUGCCGCUGUUUUCCAAGACUGCAACAUAUAUGCUCGGCUGCCGAUGCAAGGCCAGUUCAAUGCUCUCACGGCCCAAGGCAGAACAGACCCAAAUCAGAACACCGGAAUUUCCAUUCACAACUGUAAAAUUAUGGCAGCUCCAGACUUGGCUUCAAGCAAUGGCACAACAAGAUCUUAUCUGGGGCGGCCAUGGAAAGAAUACUCCAGGACUGUGUAUAUGCAAUCUUUCAUUGAUAGUUUUAUAGAUCCCACUGGUUGGAGAGAAUGGUCUGGUGACUUUGCACUGAGCACGCUCUACUACGCAGAAUACAGCAACACAGGACCCGGAGCAGUGACAGCAGACAGAGUUACUUGGCCCGGUUACCAUGAGAUAAAUGACACAGACGCAGCAGAUUUCACUGUCUCUAAUUUUGUAGUAGGUGACUAUUGGUUACCUGCCACAGGAGUGCCUUAUAGUGGAGGCUUGCUGUGAAAAACACUGUGAGUCUGAGAUGGGUUUUACUUCUAUCGUUCAUCCUUUUGCCUCUUGUUUUGUAUCGUUUUAGUUAAUUAAACAGAGAUGCUAAUCCUUUAAUUCAUAA
Nelumbo nucifera (sacred lotus) is the source of this 2154-nucleotide messenger RNA. RefSeq names its product pectinesterase. Lineage: Eukaryota; Viridiplantae; Streptophyta; Magnoliopsida; Proteales; Nelumbonaceae. Gene Ontology annotation, biological process: cell wall modification. Gene Ontology annotation, molecular function: enzyme inhibitor activity; pectinesterase activity. The record is from RefSeq and is a predicted model, not a curated record.